Messenger RNA from Belonocnema kinseyi, 602 nucleotides. RefSeq lists its product as uncharacterized. NCBI's taxonomy places the organism in Eukaryota, Metazoa, Arthropoda, Insecta, Hymenoptera, Cynipidae. The coding region runs from base 75 to 380 and encodes 101 amino acids. The record is from RefSeq and is a predicted model, not a curated record. The transcript is spliced from 2 exons.
AACAUAGGAGCAUCAUUCAGUCUUCGUACAUCUUUCGUGUUCAGAUAGAGCAAAAAAAAUCCACCAUUAUAAAAAUGAAGUGCCUGAUUGCUGUGGCUUUCCUUGCUCUGAUUGUCGUCGCUUUUGCUGACGAGCCAGCAGCUGUUGCACCUACCCAAAACGAAAACGCAGUUGAGCCAGUCAAAAUCGAAAAUUCAAAGGAUGUGAGAGAUAAGAGAGGAGUACUGGUUACAUCAUACGCAACGGCCCCAAUUUCUGCACCAGUUGUAUACGCGUCUUAUGCUGCGCCAGUCCCAUACGUCUACUCAGCAGCCAUCCGGCAAUACCCAACAACAUAUGUCGCUGGUUACCCUUACAGUCCAGUGAAAUACGUUUUGUAGAUUAAUUUAGCUUUCUUCGAUGGAUCAACGAUUGUUUCUUAGAACUAUUUUUUCAUCGAAUAUGUAUAAUUUUAGUGACAUCGAUAUGAUUUGGUAAAUAAUUUGUACUGAAAGUACACUGUUAAAGUUAAAUUAGCGACGAUUUGACCAUUAAUGAUACUGUCCUCAUUUCAUCUUCACUCUGUCGUUUAUUUUCAGAUAAAUAAAUGCUCUAAACAAUAA